Parathielavia appendiculata is the source of this 1341-nucleotide messenger RNA. Its product is annotated as Zinc/iron permease. NCBI's taxonomy places the organism in Eukaryota, Fungi, Ascomycota, Sordariomycetes, Sordariales, Chaetomiaceae. The record is from RefSeq and is a predicted model, not a curated record. The coding region runs from base 1 to 1341 and encodes 446 amino acids. Gene Ontology annotation, biological process: zinc ion transmembrane transport. Gene Ontology annotation, molecular function: zinc ion transmembrane transporter activity. Gene Ontology annotation, cellular component: plasma membrane. The transcript is spliced from 4 exons.
AUGGAGAGGCUCGACCUGCGGGCAGAUGAUACCCGAUGGUCCUCGAUCCCGACCGAACUGCUCCUCGCAGAGCUCUCGGGACGCGACGAUGUCCCAAACCGACCAGCUUGCGGGUCGGGGAAGAAGGGGUCCUACGACACAGGCAUCCACGUCUUUGCUCUCUUCUUGAUCCUCGCCCUCAGCACUCUAGCAUGCGGGUUUCCUCUCUUCUCCCAGCGCCUAACGAAAGGCAGCAAGCGUCAGCGCAACAUCAUCUUCCUCUGCCAGCACUUUGGCACCGGCGUCCUGAUGGCCACGGCCUUUGUCCACCUUCUUCCGACCGCGUUUACCUCCCUGACGGAUCCAUGUCUCCCACACUUCUUCAGCAAAGGGUACAAGCCGCUCGCUGGUCUCGUUGCCAUGGUCUCGGCACUCGUGGUGGUGGCGCUGGAAUCCUAUCUCACCACCCGCGGCGCGAGCCAUUCGCAUUCCCAUCACGUCUGGGAGGACGACGACAGCGGGGAUAACGACGGCGCUGGGCCUGACCAUGCACGCGUUGGCGGCUCUACAACCCGGCAUACCCGACGCGACCGGCCUGCGAGCAUCGCGUUGGAUGACCUCGAGGCAACCGAAGGUCUUGUCUCGGGAGCGUCCCCUCUCCCCGGUUCGACACCGACGAUGCCACCGGCCAGAGAAUCCCUGCUGAACCGCCGAGGAGACGAGUCACAUGGAGGAGACGACGAGAGGGAAUCACUCGAUCUGGAACUCAGCUUUGAGGAACUACGUCCAAACGCCUCGCCGUCCCCGUCCUCGCAGCAUAAGCCUACACCCGGACCUCCCGCGCUCCAACAUGUCCCUGGUUCGGAGGAGCAGAAGCGCAUGAUGCUGCAGUGCGUGCUCCUUGAAGCCGGAAUCCUCUUCCACAGCGUUUUCAUCGGCAUGGCGCUGUCGGUUGCCACGGGCCCGACCUUUGCCGUGUUUCUCAUCGCCAUUUCCUUUCACCAAUCAUUCGAAGGCCUCGCCCUCGGCACGCGCAUCGCAGCCCUGCAUUUCCCCCGCUCGUCCCCGCGCCCCUGGCUCAUGGUCCUCGCCUUUGGCGCCACCACCCCAAUAGGCCAAGCCAUCGGCCUGUUUGUGCACCGCUUCUAUGAUCCCAUGAGCCAGACAGGCUUGCUGAUGGUCGGCUUCAUGAACGCCAUCUCGAGCGGGCUGUUGCUGUUUGCUGGCCUGGUGCAGCUGCUGGCCGAGGACUUUUUGAGCGAUGGCAGCUACAAGACGCUGAAGGGGAGGAGGAGGGUGAAUGCGUUCUUGGCGGUCGUCGGCGGGGCUUCGUUGAUGGCCGCUGUUGGGGCGUUUGCUUAG